AUGAUGCAUCUAGAUACGUAUGCAGAUUAUCUGAGACAGCGUGAUGCCAUUAAUGACUUGGGAAAGAAGGGCACAGGUGAUAAAGCAGAAACCCAGGAAGAGGAGGAGGACGAUGACGAACAAGAUGACUUCGUAUCUCAACCAAGUGUCAACAGCUCGACUCAUAAAAAUGGUGCACCCACCAGCAAGGAAACUAGAUCUUCGGACCGAUUUGGUGUGGUCAGGACAAUAAACAAGACCAAAGAUGCAUCACAGCAGUCAAGAGAGUUUGUGACCUUUACAAAUUCAGAAGUGCAACCUGGAGAUAGCAGGAACACAGGACUAAGUAACCCAACAAUGGAACCAGAAGCGGAUUAUGAAAAACAUCGAGACAGAGAGCAUAGUGGACAGUAUAGGAGAACAGAACGAACAGAUGUCCCUAAGAAUGAGUGGACUGGAGAGGGCAUCCACAUUGAGAGAGAAAGCCUGCGGGAAGAGAUCAACCGCAACAGACAAGAAGUCAGCAGAAGUGAGAAGCGCUUUAAGGAGAGGACAGAUGAACACUUGGCCAAAAACUUGUCGCGAAUGACGAGGGCAGCUGAGCAAAAAGACAUACGAUUGAGAGACGACAUGGAGAAGUUAAGAAGUCAGCAGGAGCAGACUCUUGGAACUCUUGACACGAGAAUAGACGCAAUGAUGGAGAGGCGCACUCAGUUCAUCAUGGAUAGGUUGGAGGGGCUCGUAGGAAACAGGAGUGAAUCGAGGAGUAGGCAAGCAACCUCAGGAGAACCCAACAGAGGCCGAGAGUGA
This is a messenger RNA of Symsagittifera roscoffensis, 789 nucleotides long. RefSeq lists its product as uncharacterized. The coding region runs from base 1 to 789 and encodes 262 amino acids. The record is from RefSeq and is a predicted model, not a curated record. The transcript is spliced from 3 exons. NCBI's taxonomy places the organism in Eukaryota, Metazoa, Xenacoelomorpha, Acoela, Convolutidae.